Molecule: messenger RNA, 1780 nt
Organism: Durotheca rogersii
Lineage: Eukaryota; Fungi; Ascomycota; Sordariomycetes; Xylariales; Xylariaceae
Product: HotDog domain-containing protein
Exons: 2
Source: RefSeq, a predicted model, not a curated record
CCGCCAAAACGCACAGCCGCAUCCAAUCACCUCUCUGUGCACCUAACCCGUGUCGUGCCGAGUCCUUUAUCGAUAGCCAGCACAACAUCCAACCGACCGACCGACCGACCGACCGCAUCUGCGUAUGGACCCCCUAUCGCCCUGGACCCCCAUCGCUCGUGUUUACGCGUCCACCCGCUCCCGGACCCGUCGACAAAAAACAAUUUCACCCCCCCCCCGGCCCAGUCGUCCGAGCUCCUGCAGGGACCCGACUUGCGAGCGGACGUCGCGCGCCGACAGCAGAAGCCCCCCCCCCCUGCGCAUAGAGAACGUCCCUCCGCCUGCCCCCGGCAGACAGGCCCGCCCGGGCAAGACAGACAGAGAGCGCGCCGCGCCGCGAUGCUACACCUCGGGCCCCGCGGCGCGCAGCGGGGCCUCGCGGCGGCGGCGGGCAGCAGGCGCCCAGGCUGCGGGCGCGCGGGCCUCCUCGCGCCGCCGGCGGCGCUGUCUCCCGCGACCCGCGGCGCGUGGCGCCGCGCCAGCGCCCUCGCCCCCCCCCCGGACCCCCCGGACCCCCCGCGCCGCCGGCGCCGGCGCGGGCUCUACUACGGCGCCGCGUUCGCGGCGCUGGGCUUCGCGCUGGGGCUCACGGUGCGGCUGACGAUGGCGCCGCUGGCGGAGCCGGCCGCGGGGACGGCCGCGGACGCGCGCCUGGUGGCGCGGAUCGCGGCGGAGGCGGCCGCGCUGCCCGUGGUGCGCGCGCUGGAGGCCGACGCCGCGUGGCGGAGCUGGGACGCGUACGCGGGGAUCGCGUCGGCGCCGGGGGGCGGGCCCGCCGCGCUGCGCUCGCGCCUCACCUCCGGCCCGCUCGCCGGCUCCCGCGGCCUCCCCUACCAGCGCGUCUUCCACCGCCCCGCCACCGGCGACGUCGUCGCCGUCGUCUACUUCGGCCUCGCCACCGCCGGCUGGCCCGGCGUCGUCCACGGCGGCGCCCUCGCCACCGUCCUCGACGAGUCCCUCGGCCGCUGCGCCAUCCUCCGCUUCCCCGCCCGCACCGGCCUCACCGCCCGCCUCGACCUCGACUACCGCGCCCCCGCCAUGACCAACCUCUUCUACGUCGUCCGCACCCGCCCCGUCCCCCCGCCCGCCCCCGCUCCCGGCGCUGACCCCGACGCCGAGCGCGCCAAGAGCGACCGCAAGAUGUGGGUCGAGGGCACCCUUGAGACCGCCGAGGACGGCAAGGUCUGCGUCGAGGCCAAGGCCCUCUUCGUCGUCCCCAAGGGCGUCAAGCUGAAGCCGCUCGUCGAAGGAUUCUAAGAGGGUAGGGGGGAUAGAUGCUAGCGGGUCAGUUAUGGGCGUAAUGCGCGCCGCCAUCACCAAUUAAACAGCCCUCACUUUUCUAAGGAGGUAUGCGAUCAGGAGCAUUCGGGUUCUGUUCUAAUGGCUUUCGGCCGUAGGGCAGGCAUUUUUAGAGCUCGUAUCGGUUAAUAGAAUCAUAAUCAGAGUAGAGAGAGUGCAACUACAUUAACUCAUUGUCUAGUACCGUGUAUCUAUAGUGACAAUAACUCCGAGAAAACCUUCCCUGCCUGUAGUCUAUUUCCUACAAGAGAACAGACGGCCACGACGGGUGACACGCCCAGGAUAACCAAGGCCCGGAGAACGGAAACAACCGGGCUACUGGAUAUUUGGUUGAUGGCAUCCAUAAUGUGGCCCACGCUGAUCGGGAGCCCAGACCCGGAAAACCGAAGUGACAAGCGUGACAAGGGCGGUAGGUUGCGGGGCGAAGAGCGCACGGGCUAGC